Pocillopora verrucosa is the source of this 3323-nucleotide messenger RNA. Its product is annotated as E3 ubiquitin-protein ligase TRIM71. The record is from RefSeq and is a predicted model, not a curated record. NCBI's taxonomy places the organism in Eukaryota, Metazoa, Cnidaria, Anthozoa, Scleractinia, Pocilloporidae. Gene Ontology annotation, biological process: proteasome-mediated ubiquitin-dependent protein catabolic process; protein polyubiquitination; negative regulation of translation. Gene Ontology annotation, molecular function: ubiquitin protein ligase activity; zinc ion binding; translation repressor activity.
CGUAUGUUGUCCGCAGAAGGAUGGACGAUGUAGAGUCUGUUUGUCGGCUUGCAGUGUGUCAAGCGACAGGAUGCGGUGGUCCUUCGUCACUCGUAUUCGUCGGUGAGCCAAAACGCAGUUCGAGCACAGAAACUCGGCGCACUCCAGACAUCGGGACGUCGCCGCUGCUUCGUCCUCGCAGUUUGUGCAAUGAAGAGUAUACUCUUUGCUUGAUUUGACGGACAAAUGAUCCAGCGCGUUUGUCAGAAGGAAGUUGUUCGGGAGAAUGUGGACUCCCUCGGACGGAAUUGGAGUCAGCUUUCGGCAGAGGGGACAAACGAUCGAGUUCGUUCCUGCCCCGAUUACGUCGUAGCUCUCCAGACAUUUCCGGCAGAACGAGUGAAGACAUUGCAAGAUUUUUGGAUCGCUGAAGAUGUUCUUACAGAUAGGGCACUCUAAGGACUGAGACCUCAAGACCGAACCCUCGUUUGCUCAAUAUGUCGCCUGGUUGUGCCUGUUCCCGCCAAAGGUAUCGAGGCAUUUCCGCUGAAUUUCUUCAUCAACAACAUGUUGACAGUGUUAGCUGUGCAGAACCCAACAAAAUGCACCAACUGCGAGGAUAGUUCCCAGGCCACAGCUCGGUGUCUUGACUGCGUGGAAAACCUCUGUACAAGUUGCGUGGUUGCCCACAAAAGAAUUCGCCAGACAAAAGAUCACAGGAUUUUGUCUUUUGAAGAAAUCCAGGCAAAUGAAGUGAAGGAAAUUAUUCGCUGUCCUUCAUUUUGCUCUGUGCAUCCACGAGAGGUACUCAAGUACUUCUGUGAAACGUGUGACGAAGCCAUAUGUCGAGACUGUGCUAUCUAUGAACACAGAGAGCACAUCUACGUGGAUCUUAAAGAAGCUGUAAAGAAAUACAGGUCAUCUAUCACGGCUCUUCAAGACAAGACCAAACGCAAGAUUCCAGUCCUCCGCGCGGCUGUCGAGGAGGUACAUGACGUCACGAGAGAUUUGAGAGAGAGGGUUGAAGUAGUACGUGACACCAUUCAUAACACCAUUCAGAAUCACAUCCGGGAAUUAGAAGAACAGGAACGACAACUCAUCGACCAGCUUGAAAGCAUAUCCAGCUCCAAAGAGAAGGUUUUAACUUCUCAGCAGGAAAUUCUGGAACUAGACUUAGAAAACCUGCUUAGUAGCUGCGAGUUCACAGAGAAUGUGCUCAGGUAUGGAAACGAGGCUGAGAUAAUGUUGGUGAAGCCACAGAUGGUCAGCAGACUCCAGAGCCUCAACGAUCACGAGUCGCAGUGUGAACCGGAAGAAAACGAGGUAGUUGAGUUCUCGUCCAGUGACCAGCAGCUCUCCAAAGUCAUUGCUCAGCUCGGUCAAGUCUCCACCAGUUUCGUGUUCCCUAUGCUGUCAUGCGCAGAGGGCCCCGGGCUCAGCCGAGCUAAGGUUGGACACAAGUCAACGUUUACAAUCAUUGCAAAGGAUAGAAAUGGCGAACCAUGUACCUCUGGAGGAGACCAGGUGUCAGUCAAACUUCACUGUCCAAAUGGUCCGCCGAUCACAGCCGACGUAGACGACAAUGAUGAUGGCACUUAUACGGCUUCCUUCACGCCAGUCUCAAAGGGAGAUCAUCAAAUCACGGUUCACAUCCGGGGUAAACCUAUUCAAGGAAGUUCCUUUGACUUACAGGUCACGUCAGGAAUAGACUUUGAAAAUAUUGGUCCAAUGUUGUUGAAGUUUGCACCCAACAGUAAUAAGACUAAUGAUGAGUACUACGAGCCGUGGGGAGUGACUGCUGACCCUGAGGGGUUGUUUGUGGUGUCAGAUCAUCACAAUCACCGUCUUCAGAUUUUUGACACAAAUGGUCGCCUACUGUACCAGUUCGGCACACGGGGUAAAGCAGAUGGGGAGAUCUGGUACCCAGCGGGAGUAUGCUUGGAUAAAAGUGGUAACAUCUUUGUAGCAGAUCAUGGAAAUCACAGAAUACAGGUUUUCACACGCGAAGGAGAGUUCCUUCGAAAAUUUGCUUCAAAAGGCAACGGUCUUGGACAGCUGAAAGGUCCUUGUGGCCUCGCCGUGGACUCAGAGGGUCGGGUCAUCGUAGCCGAACGCGAUAACCACCGAGUGCACAUCUUCGACUCCGAUGGCCGAGCGAUUAUGCACUUCGGCGUGUAUGGAGAUGGCGAUGGAAAAUUCAACUGCCCACGACAUGUUGCGGUUGACCAGGACGACAGCAUUUUAGUGUCGGACGCUGGGAACUCCCGAGUGCAAAUAUUUGACAAGAAAGGACAGUUUUUAGCAAAGAUCGGGGAAAAGGGCAGCAACAAAGGUCAGUUCAGUUGCCCCGCUGGAGUGGCGGUUGAUUCAGAGGGACACAUCGUGGUGGCGGACUUGAAGAACUUCAACGUGCAGAUAUUUGAUUCGGCUGGUGUUUUUGUAAAGAAAAUAGGUGUUGCAGAGGAAUCGAAGAAUGCCAGUGUUUUUAGCAAACCGACUGGAGUCACUAUCUCAGGAAAUGGAAAUGUUGUUGUAGCUGACAGAGGGCAUCAUUGUUUACAAGUGUUUUAAUCUGAGGACAGAUACAUAAUAAUAUACACUGGUUGAUCGAGCCUGCGAUUGGAGGGGACGCAGUAAAAAGUUUUGAUUAUCACAAGCAAAGGGAAGCUUUCUGGGAACAGAUCCGGGGGAGGGUACAGGGUGUAGACUUCUCCUCCCCCCAUCAAUGUUUCUUAAAUUAUUUAGGGUCUUGUGUUAACAAGAUGUGUUUUCCAAAUCCAGUUUGAAACCUCCCCCCCCCCCCCCGCACACUCUAACAGUGUAUCUCAGUGUAGAGUAAGGUUUCAUAAAAUAAGAACAUUCUGUCAACCGAUGACCAAGUAAACUCUUAUCUUGAUGUCAAUAUAUUAUCCAUGAAGCAGAUAAUGAGAACUGAUAAACUCAUCGGCUGGAGAGUCCUUCAAGACAUAACUCAAAAUCCUUAUAGCAAUUGUAUUAAGAAGUGUGAGAGACUUUGAAGAGAGAUUUUCGUAUCAGAUCUUAGAAUGGAAAACAUUGUUUUACAGCAUUUCAUUCCAGUACGUUAUUUUCUUAGUGUCUGGCUAUAAUUCAGCUGCUUCCAGUUUGGAGCCGCUCUUGCGUUUGUGCAAAGAGUGAAAAUAGAGAUUUUGUCGUAGUUUAAUGUAACCUUUCAAAGAAACACCGUUUUAUUGCCUAAGUUCUUUAGCGUAUGCCUAGAAAUUUGCGAAGUAGGAAAACGUGGUCAAGUACACGAAAUAGAGGCUUACUGAUAAACCUCUCGAAAGAGAAAAAUAAAAACGUCAACGUUUUCUUUCGUGGUUUAA